Carica papaya (papaya) is the source of this 2433-nucleotide messenger RNA. RefSeq names its product RING/U-box superfamily protein. The record is from RefSeq and is a predicted model, not a curated record. NCBI's taxonomy places the organism in Eukaryota, Viridiplantae, Streptophyta, Magnoliopsida, Brassicales, Caricaceae. Gene Ontology annotation, cellular component: endomembrane system. Gene Ontology annotation, biological process: proteasome-mediated ubiquitin-dependent protein catabolic process. Gene Ontology annotation, molecular function: ubiquitin protein ligase activity; zinc ion binding.
GUCAAUCAACAUCAAAUUCAACCUCUGCUACACAACUUACAACAACAGAAAGAAGAAAGCCCAAAUCUGCUCCACAUCUAACUCGCAUUCAUACAUCUAGAUUGUAGUAAUGAUUAUAUAUAUAUAGAAUUGUGUAUGUGUGGUUUCUGGUAUACUGUCGUCUGGUGACGGCUUGUUGGUUUGUUUGAUUUUGUUUUUUUAAUUCUCGACAAUCUUAAAUCGCCCACCAAAGUCAGUUGUUAAGCUCUCACUUUCCGGUUUCUGAUCCUUUAGUGGUCUGUUAGUUCUAAUGUUUGACUCCGCUUGAAGCAACCUCCUCUAUUUCUAAUGGGUUGUUUGUCGCUGUCUUGUGCUCUUCAAGAUCGUCAGCUUCUUCAGCAAGGUGUUUUACCGGAGGAGGGGAACUGGAACUGAAUUUUUUAGGGAAAAAGGAAAAAAUUCAAAUGGGUUUAUUGGGUUUUCAGAUGAUCACCAGGCAAAAUUUGGGUUUUUUGUGUUUUGAAAGAUGGAGAUUAGGGUUUGUCUUCCGGGUUGUUUUCGGAUUAUGGGUUUGGUUCGUGCUUUCCUGGCCGGUGACGGGUGUGAGACCGAUAAGGGAGAGAGCUCGGUCAUGGGGCGAUGAGUGGCUAUUUGUUAGAAAGGAUGAAAAUGAAUUGGGACCAUUUUCUCCGUGGAACAUAACAGGAACUUACCGAGGGAUUUGGAAAUUUCUAGAUUCAACAAACAGCUCCUCCAGGUUUCCAGAUUUCAGGAAGUCAAAUGGUAACUCCAUCAUCGAACUAGUUAGCACGCCAACAAAAAUAACCGGUGUACAUUAUGUUCAGGGUGUAAUUAUUUUCCAUGAUGUGUUUGACAAUGAGCACAAUGUUGGAGGUGCACAAAUCAGGGUAGAAGGCGUGUAUAUAUGGCCCUUUAGACAACUUCGACUUGUGGCUAACAGUGGAAAAGAUGGAGAGUUGAGCCAGGAAGAUGAUUAUAUCUUAUCAAAUCCAUAUCAUUUGCUUGGAGUGUUUUCCUCUCAUGUGUUCCAAGAUUCUCCACGAGAUAAACUAUGGAGAAGAAAAAAUUCGCCAAUUUAUGAGAUGGAAAAGCAUUGAUAUCGAAAUCGCAGCUCAAUUUCACGAGCUGCGUCUACUCAAAAUGAUGGAGAUCAUGAUCGUUAUCACAUUGAAGGACUGAUGGAGAGUCCUGCAGUGGAUGAUGAUGGGGAUUGCUUCUCUCCUUUACUACUAAACACAACGUCUGUCAACAUUGAAGUCUACUAUAACAAAGCAGUGAACUAUACGUUAAUGGUCACCUUUGUCUCUUUCCUUCAAGUUCUUUUGUUAAUUCGCCAAAUGGAGCAUAGCAAUACCCAAUCUGGUGCUGCGAAAGUUUCAAUCAUAAUGGUUGGGCAACAGGCUAUCAUGGAUGCUUAUCUUUGCCUCUUACAUUUGACGGCAGGGAUAUUAGUUGAAUCCUUAUUUAAUGCUUUUGCAACGGCUGCAUUUUUCAAGUUUGUAGUCUUCUCAAUUUUUGAGAUGAGAUAUCUUCUAGCUAUAUGGAAGGCGAGUAGACCGAUGAAUAAUGGCGAGGGUUGGGAAACAAUGAGACGCGAGCUGUCAUUUCUAUAUAGCCGUUUCUAUGGAAUCCUUUUGGGAGGCAUUCUGUUCAUGUACGAGUUUCAUAACUAUCUGCGACCUAUUCUUCUUCUUAUGUACUCAUUCUGGAUACCUCAAAUAAUCACCAACGUCAUUCGUGACUCAAGAAAACCUUUGCAUCCUUAUUACAUCUUAGGGAUGUCUGUUACACGACUUGCAAUCCCAUUGUAUAUAUUUGGAUGCCCUAAUAACUUCAUGCGCAUUGAACCUGACAAUGGUUGGUGUGUCUGUCUGGGUGUAUUUAUCGGACUUCAGGCGUCUAUUCUUCUUCUUCAGCAUUAUCUUGGGUCUCGGUGGUUCAUUCCUCGUCAGAUCUUGCCUGAGAAAUACAGCUACUAUAGAAGGUUUGAUCAGGAUACAGAUCAUGCUACAGAUUGUGUCAUUUGCAUGACAGCCAUCGAUAUCACACAGCGAUCUAAUGAUUGCAUGGUUACACCUUGCGAUCAUUUCUUCCAUUCUGGUUGUUUACAAAGGUGGAUGGAUAUAAAGAUGGAAUGCCCAACUUGCCGGCGGCCACUUCCCCCAGCAUAGAGGAAAUUUUGUAUUUCGUGUUCAUGUCACAUAUCCAUGACCUUGUCCAAGUCAAUUUUGGUUGGUGAAAGAACCCAUCCAUAUUCGGCUUUUGGGUACACCUACAGAGUAUGGCCAGAGAGAGCCUAGGCAAUUUGUAUCUCCUACUGAUGCUGCAAUAGUCUGUAAUCAACACACAUUUUAUCAACUGUAUCAUAUCUAAUUUUAGUGCCAAAGAGAAAUUCUUAUCAAAUGCAAAUUAUAUCUGCCUUCAACCUUUUGA